Molecule: messenger RNA, 6666 nt
Organism: Eriocheir sinensis (Chinese mitten crab)
Lineage: Eukaryota; Metazoa; Arthropoda; Malacostraca; Decapoda; Varunidae
Exons: 21
Coding region: 118-4032 (1304 amino acids)
Molecular function (GO): kinase activity; protein binding
Source: RefSeq, a predicted model, not a curated record
GUGGACGUGACAGAACGCACACACCCCACGCACACACUCCGCACGCACACACGCACACACGCAACAUGACAUCCCCGGCAGCAGUAAUACCAAUGGCAACAGGCUGACGAAGGGACCAUGGCGAAGACGAAGGUGGGGCCCGUCAGACACAACCGACGGGCCCGGACAAACAACAACGGCAACGGCAUCAACAACAACAACAACAGCAAGAAGCACAUGCAGAAUGGACUCUACGUGCACUCCUCGCCGCCUAUGGCCCUCAAGUCAGACCGCGUCGUGGAGUCAGCCCGCAUCAAGGAGCUGGUCAGAAGCGGAGAUGUGGCUGGCCUGGAGACGCUGGUGCUGGAGGGGCAGGGGGGGCGGCUUCUCAACCAGCCUGCCAUCCACCCGAGGGUCAGAGCUUUCCUUAAGACGGUGCCCUCCUUUAUGUCCAAGAUCGAGCUGGUUCACGACGCGGCCAGUAGGGGAAACCUGAGGGAGCUGAAGGCGCUGCUGGAUAGACGGAAACUCGCCCACUCCAAGGAUGAACAGGGCAUGGGCGUGCUUCACAAGGCGGUGCUGAAGGGCCACACAGACGUCGUGGACUACCUCAUCACGGAGUACCCGGAGUCCCUGGAGGUCACCGAUCACAAGGGCCGCACCCCCGUCCACUACUGCGCCGCCAGCAAGUCACCUGACGAGAUGUACAAAACGCUAAUUGAGGCCGUGGGAGAUGCGCAGGUAGAGGACGAGUUCGGCAACACACCUGAGCACUACAUGUCAAACCCCGAGGACAUUAGGAGUCUGAGGAAGCUAGGCGUAGGAUCGAGCAAGAAGAGCAGCGGAGGAUCGAAGGGCAAGCGUAGGACUCCCCCGAAAAGGAUAUCACCCAUGGGCAAGAUUUCGACCCCACCUAAACGGGAAGGCAUGAACAUCACAGGAGCGAACAUCAGAAUCUGGAUACACGACCAGGAUCUCGCUAAGCUGGAACAGAUCGUUUGGGAAGGCGAGGGGAACCGCCUGCUGCAGGAGACAUCGAACCACCCGAGAGUGAGACAGUUCCUGAAUCUCGUGCCCCGACUGAUGACCAAGAUCAAGGAGGUUCACCAGGCCGCUCUCAACGAUGACCUGGAGACCCUGGACGCGAAGGUGGAGCAGCCGGAGAUCCUCGUGGCAAAGGAUCAGAAAGGACUCAACCCUCUUCAUAAGGCGGCGGCGCUGGGCAACAUGGAGGUGGUGAACUGGAUAAUACAGAGAAAUCAGUCCACGGUGUUCGGCCAAGACAAGGAAGGCCGCACACCGCUCUUCUACUCCGCCGUGGCCAAGGACGGAGGGGAAGUCUUCAGUCUGUUGCUACGAAACGGCGCUGACCCCCAACACGUGGAUAAGCACCGCAAGACAGCCGAGCACUACCGGUUCAAGCCCAGUGACCUUGACCUCUCGUUAAUCCACGAGUCCCCGUCAGCCCCGAGGUCAGGCGGUCCCACCCUGGACAUCCCCCCGGGCGCCUCCAGAGCCCCGUCAAAUCAACCUUCCCGCGCACCCUCCAGGAACUACAGGUCAAGGAACCCCAGUCGAAGGAACUCUCUGGGUGACCUCAAGAAGGGCCAAGGACGCGACAAGACCAAAGGAUACGGCAAGGGGGAAUCAUUGAACUUACGUGACCUGCGGGACGCCACCAAUGAGGAGAUUGACCUGAGCGUGCGUGAGGGUGACCUGAUGACCUUGGAGGACCUGGUGCUGUCGGGCCGCGGGAAUGACCUCAAAGGAAAGGCGGCGUGGAACGAGGACACCCGCAGGUUCCUCAAGAGAGUCCCGAUGUAUAUGGAAAAGAUUGACGGGGUUCACGAGGCGGCGGGUAAGGGGGACACUCACGCCCUCAAGAGACUGACCAAGGACAACCCCCGCCUGGCGCUGUCCCGGGGCGUGGAUGGAGCCCUGCCCCUACACAUGGCCGCCGCCGCCUCCAGUACCCAGACCUGCAAGCACCUACUCAACUUGUACCCACCUGCGCUUCACAUUCAAGACCAGAACGGCAAGACGCCCCUUCACUACGCCGGCCUGUCCACGCAGCCGGGGGCGCGGGGCACGUAUGAAAUGCUGGUGCGGGAGGGGGCGAGCGCGGCGCAGGAGGACCAGGACGGCAACACACCAGAAGACUACCGAGAGAGCGUCCGCGAAGCCGCCAAAAACAAACGACGAAAAUCACGCGGAGAGGCAGUAGUAGGCGGGGCAGCAGUGGCAGCAGGAGGCGCAGCACUAGCAGGAGCAGCAGCAUCCAGGGGGCCAUCUCGAUCUCAGUCCAGAGGGAGAAAUGAAGAUGCUGAAGAUGCUGGUGGUGAUGAUGAUGGCGAUGAGGAGGUGGCGAGGGCGAUAAAGGCUGCUGAGGAGGAUGACGAUUAUAGUCUCCUGACGGCCCUGGUUUUGGGAGGUCAAGGCGAUAAGCUGAAGGGCAGGAAGUCGAAGAAUGAUGAGGUGAAUGAGUUCCUGCAGCAGAUUCCGGGACAGAUGGAGAGCCUCAAGGAGCUCCACGCCGCGGCUGAGGCGGGCGACACCAGGCGGGUCAUGGGGCUGCUGGACUCCCGCAAGAAAGCCACCUUCACGGACCGCAACCGCUCCAACAUCCUGCACAAGGCCGUCCUGCACGAGCACACAGGCCCGCUGUACUUCGCGCUGAGGGAGGCGGGCGCUGACACCUCCGCUCCUGACGACGACGGCUACACACCUGAAGACUACCUAGGCGACCCUGACCUGCUCUCGGAAGACACACUGAAGGGGCAACUGUCGGAGGGGCUUGCUGACGGAGGCGCAGAAGGAGGAGGAGGAGGAGGAGGAGGAGGAGACAGCAGAGGGCGACCUUAUACAAUGGGCAGCGAGGGUAGACAGGUGUUGAUGCAUGAAGCGCCCAGCCCCGCCCCGCCCCCCCUGACCGUCUGGCCGACAGCCCUCAGUUACUACGGGGGGGAGGAGGAGGGAAUGGAGCGGCUGGCGGGGCCAGAGCUCGAGGCGCUGGAGCACGCCUACGCCAGGCUGCGCGCCGCCCAGAGCCGCUCGCUGCUCAAGAAGCACCUCACGCCCAAGGUGUUCCAGCGCCUCAAGCACCGCACCACCACCGCCGGCGCCUCGCUGCUCGACGUCAUCCAGUCCGGCGUGGCCAACCUGGACUCCGGCGUGGGCCUCUACGCGCCCGACGCCGAGGCCUACACGCUCUUCAGGGACCUCUUCGAGCCCGUCAUCGAGGAGUACCACGGCCUGGCGCCGGGCGAGAUGCACCCCGGCAUCAACAUGGGCUCGCCCGACGCCCUCGGGGACCUCAACGAGUGGGGCCCCUACGUGGUGUCCACCAGGGUGCGCUGCGCCCGCUCCCUGGAGGCCUACCCGCUCAACCCGCUCAUGACGCUGGAGCACUACGUGGAGCUGGAGCAGGACGCCGAGCGGGCCCUCGAGUACCUGGAGGGCGACCUGGCCGGCACCUACUACCCGCUGGGCAGCCUCUCACCACAGCAGCAGCAGGAACUGCUGGACGCCCACCUGCUGUUCAAGCAGGGUGACCGCUUCCUGGAGGCGGCGGGCGCGUGCCGCUUCUGGCCCGAGGGCCGCGGCAUCUUCCUCAACCCAGAGCGCACGCUGGCGGUGUGGGUCAACGAGGAGGACCACCUGCGCAUCAUCUCCAUUGAGGACGGCGGUGACCUGGGCCGCGUCUACGGCCGCUUCAUGCGCGCCCUCGCCGCCCUGUCAGCGCGCCUCCACUUCUCCGUGUCACCGCGCCUCGGCUUCCUCAACUUCUGCCCCACCAACCUGGGCACCGCCAUCCGUGCCUCCGUCCACGUCCGCCUGCCCGAGCUGGGCCGCGACCGCCGCCGCCUGGAGGACGCCGCCGCCCAAUACCACCUGCAGGUCCGCGGCACCUCAGGCGAGCACUCCGAGGCCGAGGACUCCGUCUUCGACAUCUCCAACCGCCGCCGCCUCGGCCUGACGGAGAUCGAGGCGCUGGAGGAGAUGUACGACGGCGUGACGGAGAUCAUCCUGCUGGAGCGGAGCCUGGAGCACUAGUGGCGGCGCCCUCGGCACCCCACGCGCGGCGGCCGGGCGUAUCCCAACGAAGGCGUGUGAGGCCCAAGGCUUCGGCGGCGCCCCUGAGCAGUACACACACGCCACACCCACACGGUCGUCUCCGCGACACAACACCUGGACCAACCCGCGGCCCCUGACGCGGCACACACCCAGACACACGCUGCCCCCUGCAGACUACCCUCGCCACAAGACUCCUGACCCGCCAGGCCCUCACCCACACAACAACAACAACAACAACAACAACAACAACAACAAUAACCAGUCAGGGCAGCCAUGUUACAUAAAACGGUAAAUUAACAAAACCAACGGAAACAAAUCACUUUGAAUGAACUAACAAAAAAAAUAAUAGAAAAAAACACUCCGGAACAAAACAAUCAGUGAAGCAAACAAAAGUGGAGACGACUGUUGCAUUAAAGAAAAAGAAGUACAAGCUUGAUUAUGAACUGUGCUCUCUCUCUCUCUCUCUCUCUCUCUCUCUCUCUCUCUCUCUCUCUCUCUCUCUCUCUCUCUCUCUCUCUCUCUCUCUCUCUCUCAGCCGCACCUAUGUAGAAAUGUAGAGCAGCCAUAGACUAAGUACAAUCAUUACUAUAAUCAUUACUAUUAUUAUUACUAGUAUUACCCACACCGUUAGUUAAGGAGCCUCAGCACUGACACAAAGGCACAUGAACCAAUACCUGUAGUGCACCUUUGGCCUGUCGGGAAGGGAGGGGACAGGUGUGAUAAGAGAAGGCAGGUAGAAGUAGGUAGAGUGAGUGGGUGACUGUCGAGAGUGAAAGGGAGUGAAAGUUGUGAAUACCUCUAAAAACAAUCCUGGAAUCAACCCUUCUAGGUGUUAAUUUUUGCCUGAUUGUAUAUGAGGAGAGAAAAGGUCAAGAGUGUGACGGUAUGGCCAGUUGAUAGGAAUAUAGGAGCGGCGAGUAGCGGGCUUUUUUUUUUGUACUCUUUUUAUUGCCCUUGAGCCGUGUCCUCUGAUAUAAAAAAAAUGGUUAAGGUAUAUAUGUGACGGAACGAAAAGGCGAGGAAUGAAGAUGAUGACUAUUGGGGUGUUUGGUCCUGAAAGAAAAGGUCAAGAGUGAGACGGUAUGGCCAGUUAAUAGGUCCAUGGUUAAGAUAUAUAUGUGAAGGAACGAAAAGGCGAGGAAUGAGGAUGAUGAUGAUGAUUGAGGCGUUUGGUUCUGGCGUCGCAACUGCAGGGUCACGUGGCGCCAAGAGGACUGAGGAAGUAAGGGAGAAAACUGUUGAAUGAGGUACAGAGAGAGGAAUGCAAAUUGAGAUGGCAUGACAGGAGUGAGUUUUAAUAAGAGAAUCACAGAAGGAUGAAGCGGAUAAUAACAGGCAUAUGAAUUACAAUAUAGGAAAGCAAACUGAGAUUACAUGACAGGAAUGAGGAAGUGAGGGAAAAAAAUGUGAAAUGAGAUCCAGAGAGAGGAAUGCAAAUUGAGAUGGCAUGACAGGAGUAAGUUUUAAUAAGAGAAUCACGGACGACAGAAGUGGAUAAUUACAGGCAUAUGAAUUACAAUAUAGGAAAGCAAACUGAGAUUACAUGACAGGAAUGAGGAAGUGAGGGAAAAAAAUGUGAAAUGAGGUACGGAGAGAGGAAUGCAAAUUGAGAUAGCAUGACAGGAGUGAGUUUUAAUAAGAGAAUCACGGAAGACAGAAGUGGAUAAUAACAGGUAUAUGAAUUACAAGAGCGAAAAGCGAACUGAGAUAACAUGACAGGACUGAGGAGUGAUUAAUUACGGGAGAGAUGAAGAAUAAGCAGAGGAAAGCGUCAUAGUAAUAGUAGGAAGAAGAGAGCAGGAAAGAGUUUAAGAGAAGCAGGAAUGACCCAGAGGAGAGAUAACGAAACAUGGCUGGAGACUUCCGUAGGUUUCUGACAAGUGCCUCAAGAAAGUAAAUGAAACACGGCUAUAGAUUUCCGUAGACUUUUUGCAGCUAAGAGAAGAGGAUAGGAAGAGACAUGACAACUGAUAGAAAGGAAGUGGAAGGAGUUAACAAAAGAGAAUGAAUACUAGAAUGAAUGAAAGACUAUCUGAAUAAGAGAAAGAGAUAUUAGGUUAAUGGACUAACAAAGCGAAGAAUGAAAAGGAGAAUGAAAAGGAGAAUUAAUGAAAGACUAAUUGAGUAAGUGCUGUUAAGAGAUAAGGAUAGAUUGUGCUUUUAACCUGAUGAUGAUGAUAAUGAUGAUAGUGAUGAUGAUUGUUAAAGAUAAGUUAUAAAAAUGUGAGCGUCUAGCCCGUGUGUGUGUGUGUGUGUGUGUGUGUGUGUGUGUGUGUGUGUGUGUGUGUGUGUGUGUGUGUGUGUGUGUGUGUGCAUUUGGUCAACAAUACACAGAACUCUCCUAGUAUUUACGCGUUUCUUUGUCCCUCACGCACACACACACACACACACACACACACACACACACACACACACACACACACACACACACACACACACACACACACGACGACGACAAAAAAAAAUAUAAUAGCCUUGUCAAGAUAUAAAGUAUGUAGCCGUGACAAGUGUGCAAAAAGAGACACGUAGCCACUUAUUUAGAUGGGUGUGAUAAGCGGUCCACCACAGAAAAAAAUAAGAUAAAAAAGAGCAAUAAUAAUGGACAAUACGUGA